This is a messenger RNA of Coffea eugenioides, 753 nucleotides long. RefSeq names its product autophagy-related protein 8C-like. The record is from RefSeq and is a predicted model, not a curated record. The transcript has 6 exons. The coding region runs from base 215 to 574 and encodes 119 amino acids. Lineage: Eukaryota; Viridiplantae; Streptophyta; Magnoliopsida; Gentianales; Rubiaceae. Gene Ontology annotation, biological process: cellular response to nitrogen starvation.
UUCUAACGCGAAACAAGACGCAAGGCCACACGGCAGCAACUAUAUUUAUGCGAUCAAAACCUCCCCAAUUUUCAGUUUGAGAGGACAGUUCUGUAAUUAUUCCUUUGAUCAGACAACUAAACCGCCGUCUGGAUCUCUCGAGUUUUUUCAGGCCUUUCGAAUCGCAGUUAGCGAAACCCUAGAGGUAGCUUUGAUUUAUCGUCGAUUCGUCAUCAUGGCCAAAAGCUCCUUCAAGCUCGAGCACCCUCUCGAAAGGCGACAGGCUGAGGCAGCUCGAAUCAGGGAGAAGUACCCUGAUAGAAUUCCGGUCAUUGUGGAAAAGGCUGAAAAGAGUGAUAUACCUGACAUUGACAAGAAAAAGUAUUUGGUGCCUGCUGAUCUGACAGUUGGGCAAUUUGUCUAUGUUGUCCGCAAGAGGAUUAAGCUCAGUGCUGAGAAGGCCAUAUUCAUCUUUGUCAAGAACAUUCUCCCUCCAACUGCUGCUAUGAUGUCUGCAAUUUAUGAGGAAAACAAAGAUGAAGAUGGUUUCCUAUAUAUGACUUACAGUGGAGAGAAUACUUUUGGAAGCCGCUGAAGUGCAAGUCAUCCUGAACUAUGUAUAUAGAUCUUAGAGGAACUUGUAAAUAUCUUUUAAUUUUGAUCUUGGUUGAAGAACUGCUUCUGGAAGAUCUGCCUUGUUUCUAUUGGACAUGUAAUAUUUACUUAUUCCAAGAAGAUUAUCUAUAUAUGCAUAUUCUGAUUCCCUUCGAAUUA